This is a messenger RNA of Notolabrus celidotus (New Zealand spotty), 1783 nucleotides long. Its product is annotated as keratin, type I cytoskeletal 18-like. The record is from RefSeq and is a predicted model, not a curated record. Lineage: Eukaryota; Metazoa; Chordata; Actinopteri; Labriformes; Labridae. The transcript has 8 exons. Bases 501 to 1721 code for a protein of 406 amino acids. Gene Ontology annotation, molecular function: structural molecule activity. Gene Ontology annotation, biological process: intermediate filament cytoskeleton organization. Gene Ontology annotation, cellular component: keratin filament.
GUUUCUCCAUAUUGUGUCAAAAUGUUUACCUAAUCCCAAAAUAUAAGAAUUAAUUACAUUUUUUUUUAUUUAAUUUCACCACGAGAGACUCGUUAUGGGAAGUUCUUGUGAUUUUAGGUGUAGAAUAAAUUGUGGAGAACACUUUUGAGAGUUUGUUCUGUUCAAAAAUUGGCGGUAUGACAAAAAGUAACCCAUGUGGUCCCAGUUUGGUGUUGGAAACAGAUAACACUUUAUAAAAGUUCAUAAUAGAAAUCAAUACACUGUCGAUUUCAGUCUUUAUGGAUCAUUUUGGACUACAGGGAUUGGACAGAACGUAGCCGGUUUGCUCCUCAGAGACACCGUUGAUAUCAGUGUUACCAUAGAUACCACUGAUUUACUACACACUAUCAAUCUGUUAUGGUCGGCAUACCUUGCCAGCUUUCCAUUGAUUGGUUGGUGGUGUUAUGGGGACAAAGUCUGAGCUUGAAGUCUAAAGGGUUAAACGCCAGAGCUCUUUAAUCAUGACCAGACCUGCAGAGAGGUCCUAUGCCUUCAGCGUCAGCGGAGGGGCAGGUGGCCACGGCACCAGGAUCUCAACCGCUUACGGCAGUGGCUUCGGUGGUGGCUACGACUACCAAUCCGUCUCCAAUACUUCUGGAGCCAUGGCCAUCGGGAAUGAGAAGUCAACCUUGCAGCACCUGAACGACCGCUUGGCUAGCUACCUGGAGACCGUAAGGAAUCUGGAGAAGGCCAACGGGAAGCUGGAGAUCCAGAUCAGGGAGGCCAUCGAGAAGAGGGGGCCCUUGGAGGGAAGGGACUACAGCAAGUACUUUGCCAUCAUCGCAGGCCUGAAAGGCAAUAUUUUGGACAUGAUUAAGGGAAACUCACAUCUUGCCAUUGCCCUCGACAAUGCCAGCCUGGCUUCAGACGACUUCAGGAUGAAGAUGGAGUAUGAGCUGUCCAUGCGUCAGACAGUGGAGGCCGAUGUUGCCAGACUGAGGAAGCUCCUGGAUGACACCAACGUUGUUCGCCUGCACUUGGAGGGCGACAUCGAGUCUCUGAAGGAAGAGCUGAUAAACCUGAAGAAGAAUCAUGCAGCAGAUGUUGCUGACUUGCGUCUCCAGAUCAGUCAGUAUGGCGUGCAUGUGGAUGUUGACUCUCGUAAAGGACCGGACCUGGCUAGGAUCAUGGAGGAGAUGAGGGAUAAGUAUGAGAGGAUGGCACUGAAGAACCAGGAGGAACUCAAAUUAUGGCACGAGUCUCAGAUCACAGAGGUGCAGGUGCAGGUGACAGAGAGUACCACAGCUCUGAAGGAAGCCACGAGUACUUUGAGUGAAACCAGGAGGAGGUAUCAGGCCCUGGACAUCCAGCUGCAGUCUGAACUCAGUCUGAAAGCGUCCCUAGAGGCCACCCUGCGGGACAUCGAUGCACGUUACAAUGCUGAGAUAGAGAAGUACAACAACAUCCUUUUGAGGAAGCAGGAGGAGCUUGCAAACAUCCGCGCCAGCAUCCAGCAGAACACAAGGGAGUAUGAGGCCCUGUUCAACAUCAAGGUGAAGCUUGAGGCUGAGAUCGCAGAGUACAGGAGGCUGCUGGAUGGCGAGGCCGACCUGAAACUGGAGGACGCAAUUGACUCAAGGAAAGUCCAGACCAAGGUGGUGACAUUCACUCAAACUCUGGUGGACGGCAAACUGGUGUCAGAGAGCAAGGAUGUGCAAUCCAGUGAGGAGGUUGUUGGUUAAAAGCACAUAAGAAGAACUACUGUAACAAAAUGAAAUAAAGAAGAAAGAGCGUAUCAUCAUGA